This is a messenger RNA of Entelurus aequoreus (snake pipefish), 2646 nucleotides long. It is a transcript of the gene ddx61, whose product is annotated as DEAD (Asp-Glu-Ala-Asp) box helicase 61. Gene Ontology annotation, biological process: P-body assembly; cytoplasmic stress granule assembly. NCBI's taxonomy places the organism in Eukaryota, Metazoa, Chordata, Actinopteri, Syngnathiformes, Syngnathidae. Gene Ontology annotation, cellular component: cytoplasmic stress granule; P-body. The transcript is spliced from 13 exons. The record is from RefSeq and is a predicted model, not a curated record. Gene Ontology annotation, molecular function: mRNA binding; RNA helicase activity; ATP binding. The coding region runs from base 470 to 1930 and encodes 486 amino acids.
GACUGGACAUGGCGUGAAGAUUACCUGGAUUUGAAGCACUUUCCAGACUCCUCAACAAAUAGCAAGAAAAAGAGUCCAGGUGGAAUCAUACAAACUAAACCACAGCAGUGCAAACCAAAAAAGAGGAAUCGGGUUUACUUAAUGUAUAACAUCAAAGUCUAACAUACAUGAUUUAACAUUUUUUGGUAAAGAUAAGAUGACUUUUUAAGAUAGACACCCUAAGUGGAACAUUAGUGUGUGUCAGGUCAUUUAUUUAUUCAGAUGAAUGUUAAUUUCUCCUUUUUUUUGGGAGAGUUACCUUGUAAAUAAACUUAAUUCACACGCAGGGCUCUUCUUUUCAAGGGUCCUGUCGCCAGAUAUUCCUUAAACACAAACGAAAAAGAGCAGUGCAGUUUUUUUUUUAUUAUUUUAGUUUCUACUACUACUUCAGCCAUCAGGGACACAAAUCACUGUGGAGAACAUUGGCGACAUGGCUACGGCAAGCACAGCGAACCCUGCAACGAUGUUGGCCUUAAGCAAAGCAGCGAAUGGGCAACACGGAGAACUGACCAAGCUUGCCGCGGCUUCUCCACAGUCGGGAUUCAGUGGGCAGCAGCUGCCCUCAAACAGGACCAGUAUUCCUCAGAGUAGCAGGGGCAUCAAGUUUGGGGAUGACUGGAAAAAGUGCCUAGAACUUCCUCCAAAAGACAACCGAAUGAGAACAUCGGAUGUGACCUCCACUAAGGGAAAUGAAUUUGAAGACUACUGCCUUAAGAGGGAACUCCUCAUGGGGAUCUUUGAAAUGGGAUGGGAGAAGCCCUCUCCUGUCCAGGAGGAAAGCAUCCCCAUCGCCUUGUCGGGCAGAGAUAUCCUGGCUCGGGCGAAAAACGGAACGGGAAAAAGUGGAGCCUACCUCAUUCCUCUCUUGGAAAGGAUAGACCUGAGGAAGGAUCACAUUCAAGCCUUAGUAGUAGUGCCCACCAGAGAAUUGGCGCUGCAGAUGAGCCAGAUAAGCAUUCAGCUCAGCAAGCACCUCGGCGGAGUCAAGGUGAUGGCUACCACCGGGGGAACCAAUCUAAGGGACGACAUCAUGCGCUUAGACGAAACAGUGCACGUAGUGAUCGCCACACCAGGAAGAAUACUGGACCUGAUGAAGAAGGGUGUGGCUAAAUUUGAUAAGGCACAAAUGAUGGUGCUGGAUGAGGCAGAUAAGCUCCUUUCUCAAGAUUUUGUGGUCAUCAUCGAAGAAAUUAUCAAUUUCCUCCCGAGGAACAGGCAGAUUCUGCUUUAUUCUGCUACCUUCCCCAUCAGUGUGCAAACAUUCAUGACCAAACACUUGCAGAAACCUUAUGAGAUCAACCUGAUGGAGGAGCUCACCUUGAAGGGCAUCACUCAGUAUUACGCUUACGUGACUGAAAGGCAAAAGGUUCACUGUCUCAAUACACUGUUUUCUAAGCUUCAGAUCAAUCAGUCCAUCAUCUUCUGUAACUCCACUCAGAGAGUGGAGCUUCUGGCCAAAAAAAUCACCCAGUUGGGCUACUCGUGCUUUUACAUCCAUGCCAGGAUGAUGCAAGAGUACAGGAACCGCGUGUUCCACGACUUCAGGAACGGACUGUGCAGAAAUCUGGUCUGCACAGACCUGUUCACUCGAGGUAUUGACAUCCAGGCGGUCAAUGUGGUCAUCAACUUUGACUUUCCCAAAAGUGGAGAGACCUAUUUGCAUCGCAUUGGAAGAUCAGGGCGCUUUGGUCACUUCGGUCUAGCCAUCAACUUGAUAACAUCAGAAGACCGCCACAACCUGAAGAGCAUCGAGGACCAGCUGGUCACCGACAUAAAGCCCAUCCCCAGCUGCAUCGAUAAGAGUCUUUAUGUGGCGGAGUUUCACUCUGUGGACGAUGACGACUACGAUGGCAACGAUGAACCCAAAAACACAAAACUCGGUGCAGCUUGAAUGAAUGUGGAAUAACAGAUGGCAAUGGGCCUGGCAUGUAUUUGGCUCAAGACACCAUCUGAAGAUUUUCUGUUGUCACUUUUCAUUUUAUGUUUACAGCAUUUGCCUAAUCUGUACAUGUGCAUCACCCAGUUUCUCUCCUUGCAUUUUUUACAUCACCUGACAUUGAGCACAAGUUACACAACCUCUCCUCGCAGUGGAAGCAUUCCUUUAGACUGUAUUCAUUUGACACACUGAUAGGAUAUCAUGACUAUUUUUUCCCAGAAACCUUUUGAAUAAAUAAUAAUGUGGCUUUUUUCCCCCCCAAAACGGAAGCAUUGCAUUUAUAAGUCAAAUGAUAAAGUACAUUUUUAAUGCAUUUUUUUUCUUCCCCAAAUGUUUUCAGCGUUUUUUUUAAAUUAUUUGACAAAUGUUGAGUUUGUCUUAUUCUUUAAUUUAAAUUUUGGAUUUUUUUUUCUUUUCUUUUCACCGCUGCCAACUGAACAUUUGUAGAUACGAAGCAUGGAUGCAGUUUGAAACUUUCAUUCCAAAACGUUGUGGUCAAUUGCAGUUCCAUCAAUCACCAGCAGGGGCGCUGUCCAUCUGUGAUGAGAAUGUUGAAUUCAAACCGUCAUGACCAAAAGUUAUUCCUCAGUAUAAAAGAAAUGGGCAAGGGUUUAUUUUCUGUGUCAAUGCCAUUGCCUCUGGAAGAACAAAUAAAAGUGACUUGAGCUUUA